CUACCAAAUACAAAAUUAUUGUUUUAUCUCACAAACAAUGACUUGAGGUAACCCCUCCAGACUUCCAGUAGCUAUAACGCUUGCUUCCAAAUUGGAGGGGGAAAGAAUUGGUUUUUCACAGAACGGAUCCAUGGCCAACAGGUACGCAGUAGUGACGGGAGGGAACAAAGGGAUUGGAUUCGAAAUUUGCCGGCAGCUGGCUUCUUGUGGAAUCCUAGUAGUAUUGACAGCCAGAGAUGAGAAGAGAGGCCUCCAAGCCAUUGAGGACCUCAGACUCAAGUAUGGCGUCUCCUCCGACAACAUCGUUUUCCAUCAACUCGAUGUGGCAGACAGCUCCAGUAUCUCUCGUCUCUCAGACUUCAUCAAAACCCAGUUUGGGAAACUUGACAUUCUGGUGAACAAUGCUGCGAUUGCUGGAUGCAUUUGGCGAGAGGAUGUGCUGAAAUCUGUGCCCUUGGAGAAGAUCAGAUGGGAUGAGGUUACGAUUAACACUUACGAAUUGGCUGAGGAAUGCCUCCAAACAAAUUACUAUGGCGCAAAAGAAAUGAUCCAAACAUUCUUGCCUUUACUUCAGUUAUCUGAUUCCCCCACAAUUGUUAACGUUUCCUCUGGAGCAGGCAAUCUUAAGAAUGUGAAGAACCAAUGGGCAGAAUCAGUGCUGGGAGAUGCUGAGAAUCUGAGUGAGGAAAGAGUGGAACAAGUGCUGAAGAAGUUUAUGGAAGAUUUCAAGGAGGGUUUGUUGGAAACCAAGGGUUGGCCUUCUUUUUCCCCUGGUUAUGUUCUGUCCAAGGCAGCACUGAAUGCGUACAGUAGGAUCAUGGCCAAGAAGUACCCAAGCCUGUGCAUCAACUGUGUGUGCCCUGGAUUUGUGAGGACAGAUAUCAACUUGCACACUGGUAACCAAACUCCUGAAGAAGGUGCUAAAUGUCCAGUGAAAUUGGCAUUGCUGCCUAGCGGCAGCCCUUCUGGCCGCUUCUUUAGUGGGACGGAGGAGGCCCCCUUUUGAAUGAUAUGAAUCGGCUAAUUGUAUUUUAGAUGCAAUUAUUCAUAUCCAUUGAUGUUGUUGCUACUUACGUACGGUACGGUGAAACUUAGUAAUCGUUCUUUUUUUCGUCCAUAGCGGUAAUAAAUGAAUAUUAUUUAA
Messenger RNA from Linum trigynum, 1144 nucleotides. Lineage: Eukaryota; Viridiplantae; Streptophyta; Magnoliopsida; Malpighiales; Linaceae. The record is from the annotation of a GenBank genome assembly.